Molecule: messenger RNA, 2016 nt
Organism: Nerophis lumbriciformis (worm pipefish)
Lineage: Eukaryota; Metazoa; Chordata; Actinopteri; Syngnathiformes; Syngnathidae
Source: RefSeq, a predicted model, not a curated record
AUGUCGUGGCUGUUCGGCCUGAACAAGGGGCAACCGGAGCCUCCUCCCGGUCUGCCGGUUCCGCCUCCUCCGCCGCCGCCGGCUGGAGGUUCCAGCGGCGGCGGAGAUAAACCCAAGGACAAAUGGAGUAACUUCGAUCCCACCGGCCUGGAGCGGGCUGCACAGGCGGCCAAAGAGCUCGACAAGUCCAGAAAUGCCAAAGAAGCUUUGGAAUUGGCUCGCAUGCAGGAGCAGAGCACUCAGAUGGAGCACCAAAGCAAAAUUAAGGAGUAUGAAGCAGCUGUGGAGCAGCUGAAAGGCGAGCAGAUCCGAAUUCAGGGUGAGGAAAGGAGGAAAACCAUCAAUGAGGAGUCCAAGCAGCAUCAAGCGAGGGCUCAAUACCAGGACAAGCUCGCCCGUCAGCGCUAUGAGGACCAACUAAGACAACAGCAAAUGCUGAAUGAGGACAACCUUCGCAAGCAGGAAGAAUCGGUUCAGAAACAGGAAGCCAUGAGGAAGGCGACCAUCGAGCAUGAGAUGGAGCUGAGGCACAAAAACGAAAUGCUGCGCAUCGAGGCGGAGUCCAAAGCACGAGCUCGUGUGGAGCGAGAAAACGCCGACAUCAUACGUGAGCAAAUCCGCCUGAAGGCAGCAGAGCACAGACAGACAGUCCUGGAGUCCAUAAAGACAGCGGGUGCAGUAUUUGGAGAAGGAUUUAGAGCCUUUGUGUCAGACUGGGACAAAGUCACAGCCACGGUGGCUGGAUUGACACUGUUAGCUGUUGGUGUGUAUUCAGCCCGCAACGCCACAGGAGUGGCAGGUCGUUAUAUUGAGGCGAGGCUGGGGAAGCCAUCCUUAGUGCGAGAAACAUCCCGCUUCACUGUUGGGGAAGCCAUCAAGCAUCCAGUCAAGACAGUCAAAAGGCUGAAGAGCAAACCUCAGGAUGCCCUUGAAGGAGUUGUGCUCAACCCUACACUAGAAGAGCGUGUGCGUGAUAUUGCCAUAGCAACAAGAAACACAAGGCAGAACAAUGGUCUCUACAGGAAUAUCCUUAUGUAUGGACCUCCGGGCACGGGCAAAACGUUGUUUGCUAAGAAACUGGCCGUGCAUUCUGGGAUGGACUACGCAAUCAUGACCGGCGGUGACGUCGCGCCCAUGGGCCGUGACGGUGUGACCGCCAUGCAUAAAGUCUUUGACUGGGCAAACACGAGUAGACGAGGUCUGCUGUUGUUUGUCGAUGAAGCCGACGCAUUCCUACGAAAGAGAUCCACUGAGAAAAUCAGCGAAGACCUCCGAGCCACUUUGAAUGCAUUCUUGUAUCGUACUGGAGAGCAGAGCAACAGGUUCAUGUUGGUGUUGGCCAGUAACCAACCAGAGCAAUUUGAUUGGGCCAUUAAUGAUCGUAUAGAUGAAAUAGUCAAUUUCGCUCUUCCGGGACUAGAGGAGAGAGAGAGGCUGGUGCGCUUGUACUUUGACAGAUAUGUGCUGGAACCGGCCACCGGAGGGAGGCAGAGGAUGAAACUGGCGCAGUUUGAUUAUGGUAAAAAAUGCUCCGAGAUAGCCAAGCGGGCAGAAGGCAUGUCCGGUCGAGAGAUCUCCAAAUUAGGAGUGGCUUGGCAGGCGGCAGCGUAUUCCUCCGAGGACGGCAUUCUGACAGAGGCUAUGAUAGAUGCCCGCGUGGACGACGCCGUCAAGCAGCACCAGCAGAAGAUGGACUGGUUGCGGAGCGAAGAGGAGGCUCAGACCAAGACCCUAAUGCCUCCUCCAGUAGGGGGCAGCGUUAAUAGCGCCGUAGGUAAAAUGGGCUUCAAUUUGCCAAUUGGCGAGACACCUCAGGCUCAGGAUACGAUCGCACCACUCCUCAUCCAAGAGAUGAAGCAACAAGGGGACAAUCUCCCUAAAGAAAGGACUGCAAAGUCUCAAAGUUCAGCCGUAGCUGGACCUGACCGUGAAGAAACUGUCAAAGCAAGUUUAGAACAGCCCAUUGAAAAAGUGGACAAGACUGGCACUCCUCCGAAAGAUGGAACUCCAGUUUGA